CCCAGCAGCCUGUGAUUGCCUAUGUAGUAUGGAUGGUGCGGAUGUGAUCAUUUGCUGUGUCCGGCCAUGAAGGGGUUAGCCCGGCAUCCAUCCACGUGAGCCGCUCCGCUCCUAUUGAUCGGAUGUGGGCAGACUAAUGCACAGCGCAGUGCUUUGCAGUGCUUGUCGGGGCUGCAGUGAGGCUGAGCACAGCGAUGCUGCUUUAACUCCACGUCAGAUGAAGUUUGAUCAAUAGCCCCCUGCUGGUCCAAUUGGAAGAGCCUUAUUCGUCUCAUCUCUCGCUCCCUUUCUCUGUCUCACUACCUCCAUCUUUGGGAAAAGUCCUCGGCGGUGUGUGAUUUGUAGAGCGCAGCCAAUGGAACUGUCCAGGGUGCUGUAAUCUAGGAGAGGAGAGGGCAGCGCUGCUCCAUCCCAGCCCGGCUCUGUCAGUUUCGUUUUAGAAAUUGCAUUUUUGGAAGGCUGUGAAAAUGGGGAAAAACCUGAUCCGGACUGUCUGUCUUCUUCUGCUGAGCCUGGCAGGGAAGAGCUUCGGAGGGUUCCCUAACACCAUCAAUAUCGGUGGGCUUUUCAUGAAAAAUACAAUUCAGGAACACAGUGCAUUUUUAUUUGCUGUGCAGCUGCACAACACCAACCAAAAUAACACAGAGAGGCCCUUCCAGCUGUUCCACCAUGUAGAUCACUUAGACUCAUCCAACAGUUUCUCAGUAACCAAUGCAUUUUGCUCUCAGUUUUCCCGUGGUGUGUACGCCAUCUUUGGGUUCUAUGAUCAAAUGUCCAUGAACACCUUGACGUCUUUUUGCGGAGCCCUCCACACUUCCUUCAUCACUCCCAGCUUCCCAACAGAUGCAGAUGUUCAGUUCGUCAUUCAGAUGAGACCAGCACUUAAGGGACCUAUCCUAACACUUCUAAAUGAUUACGAAUGGCAGAAAUUUGUUUACCUGUAUGAUACUGAAAGAGGAUUUUCCAUUCUCCAGGCCAUUAUGGAGGCAGCCGUACAGAACAACUGGCAAGUGACAGCCCGAUCGGUAGGGAAUAUAAAAGAUGUUCAGGAAUAUAAACGCAUCAUAGAGGAAAUGGACAGACGUCAGGAGAAAAGAUUUGUAAUAGACUGUGAAGUUGAGAGAAUAAAUACAAUUUUGGAGCAGGUUGUAAUCCUUGGCAAACACACACGGGGCUACCAUUAUAUGCUCGCUAACCUGGGGUUUACAGGCAUUUCAUUGGAGAGAGUCAUGCACGGUGGAGCUAAUGUCACUGGAUUUCAGAUUGUGAAUAAUGAGAACCCGCUUGUCCAGCAGUUUGUACAGCGAUGGGUGCGUCUGGAUGAACGAGAGUUCCCUGAAGCAAGGAAUUCACCAUUAAAGUUUACAUCUGCACUGACCCAUGAUGCAGUCCUGGUAAUUGCAGAAGCAUUUAGAUACUUAAGAAGGCAACGAGUGGAUGUCUCAAGAAGAGGGAGUGCUGGUGACUGCCUGGCAAACCCUGCAGUGCCUUGGAGCCAAGGGAUAGAUAUUGAACGGGCUCUGAAAAUGGUUCAAGUUCAAGGAAUGACUGGGAAUAUCCAGUUUGAUACAUAUGGAAGAAGAACCAACUACACCAUUGAUGUAUAUGAGAUGACAGUUACUAAACCUCGCAAAGUUGGACAUUGGAAUGAAUAUGAACGUUUUGUUCCUGCUCCUGACCAGCAGCCUGCAAAUGACUCUUCUUCUGUGGAAAACAAGACUAUUGUAGUUACAACAAUUUUGGAAAAUCCAUAUGUUAUGAAAAAGAAAAACUAUGAGCAGCUAGAUGGCAAUGACAAGUACGAAGGGUACUGUGUGGACCUAGCUAGUGAAAUUGCAAAGCAUGUUGGGAUAAAAUACAAACUCUCCAUUGUUGAAGAUGGCAAGUAUGGUGCCCGUGACCCUGAAACUAAAAUAUGGAAUGGAAUGGUGGGUGAACUUGUGUAUGGGAGAGCAGACAUAGCUGUUGCCCCUCUCACCAUUACUCUGGUACGGGAAGAAGUGAUUGAUUUUUCAAAACCAUUUAUGAGCCUUGGGAUCUCCAUCAUGAUUAAGAAGCCUCAAAAAUCAAAACCAGGAGUGUUUUCCUUCCUGGACCCCUUGGCCUAUGAAAUAUGGAUGUGUAUAGUUUUUGCAUAUAUCGGAGUCAGUGUAGUUCUUUUCCUUGUGAGCAGAUUCAGCCCUUAUGAAUGGCACUUGGAGGACACGGAUGAAGCUCGUGACCCUCAGAAUCCUCCUGACCCACCAAAUGAAUUUGGGAUAUUUAACAGCCUUUGGUUUUCCCUGGGUGCCUUUAUGCAGCAAGGAUGCGAUAUUUCUCCAAGAUCCCUCUCUGGGCGAAUAGUUGGAGGAGUGUGGUGGUUCUUCACUUUAAUAAUAAUCUCCUCCUAUACUGCCAACUUAGCUGCUUUCCUUACAGUGGAAAGAAUGGUGUCUCCUAUAGAGAGCGCAGAGGACCUGGCUAAGCAAACAGAAAUAGCUUAUGGCACAUUGGAUUCAGGCUCUACCAAAGAAUUUUUCCGGCGUUCUAAAAUAGCGGUCUAUGAGAAAAUGUGGUCUUAUAUGAAGUCUGCAGAACCAUCUGUGUUUACUAAAACCACAGACGAUGGUGUGGCUCGUGUUCGGAAGUCUAAAGGAAAGUUUGCCUUCUUGCUGGAAUCUACGAUGAAUGAGUACAUUGAGCAAAGAAAGCCAUGUGACACCAUGAAAGUUGGAGGAAACCUCGACUCCAAAGGCUACGGAGUGGCAACACCAAAAGGCUCAGCAUUAAGAACUCCCGUAAACCUUGCAGUAUUGAAACUCAGUGAACAAGGCAUCUUAGACAAGCUGAAAAACAAAUGGUGGUACGAUAAGGGUGAAUGUGGAGCCAAGGACUCCGGAAGUAAGGACAAGACAAGUGCUCUGAGCCUCAGUAAUGUUGCAGGGGUAUUUUAUAUUCUUGUUGGAGGUCUUGGACUAGCCAUGAUGGUGGCUUUGAUAGAAUUCUGCUACAAAUCACGAGCAGAAUCCAAAAGAAUGAAACUGACAAAGAACGCACAAAACUUUAAACCUCCUCCUGCAACCAGCACCCAGAAUUAUGCUACUUACAGAGAAGGUUACAAUGUCUAUGGAACGGAAAGUGUUAAAAUUUAAGGAUAUCCAGAAGAGCCAAGUGAUUGGGUUAAAAUUGAAAAUGAGGCUUCCUCCUACAUCCUCACCAACUGAGCCAGUUAUACUCUUUCCUUGGUGUCGGGAAUGACACAAAUUGCUGAUGGUGCAAAGAACUUUUACUAGAAAGAACUGAUUUUUUUUCCUUCAGUGCCUUAUGGAACAUUCUGAGUCUCACAACAAUGCAAACUAAAAUGCUAAUGCUUUGCUUGAAAAAAAAAUCUUAAACUGGCCACAAGAUAAGAUUAUCUCAUGUAAGAAAAUGUACUCUUAUAAAGAACACAUUCUAUAAAAGCCAUUGAUUAUAAGCACUCUACAGGGCCUCAGAUGGUCUAUAUGCAUUUUUAAAGGUGCGUUCACUCUCUUGUUGUGAGUAACACUUUCCCACUGUCUCGUCUUCGUUGUAGCUACCUGCUAUUUGUCUCACUAAAAUCACUCAAGCUGUCAGGGGUCAUUUUUUUAAACAAAUUAUAAAUUGAUGCCUCAGUUUAAUUUGAAGAUGACAAAAAUAUAAAAAACUGUCUUAUUAUCAUGUAAAGGAGAUCACUGUGUGUCUACAUUUAAUUUAUUGUGCGUGUAGAGUGAAUGCACUUUUAAACUACUGAGUGUUACUUUAACAUGUUUAUGCUGUUAUUGUUAGUAAUGCUGUUAUAUGUUAUUACGGACAGCCUGGUAACUAACAAUGUCUUUUGGGUUCUUCCUAAUAAUGGUAAAGCCUAUACCUGAAGUGUAACCUCUGUCUUUCCUUUGAGAUAAACACAAUGAAUGCAACAUUUAGGCAUGGAAGAAAAGAAAACAACCAUAAUUAUUUCAGGUUAUAUAUAUAUAAAUAUAUUUUUUUAUCUAAAGAUCUGAGACACUGCUUAAGAAAUUAAGUAGUGACUCGUUCAGUGCUUUAAUAGGCUUAAUGUGACAUAUAAAAAUGUAAACUUCCUGGAACUUAUGUAUCAACUGUAGGUACUGACAACAUUUUAUUUAGACAAUUUUCUUGCAUCUUAGUCUGGUGUUUUAUAAAUCAGGACAAUACUUUUCAACCUACAAGCAUUUAUUCACAAACAUGAGUCAUUUGUUAAAAAUAUUAUGAUAGUUAAUAACAAGAUAUAGCAGUAUGACAUAUGUUUUUAAGACCACAAUAAUGUUUGCAACUAUGUCUAAAUUGAAAAAGCUAAUUAUAAUGUUACUUAUAUAAGAUUAUGACUAUAACAACUGUAUCAAGACAGACUGUGGAGUGGAAUGUAUUUUUUUACUUGUUGUUUAUUGAGAUAUUGAGAUUUCAAUACCAUGUCACAUAAAAAAACAUAAUAUACUUAGCUGUCACUUCUGAAAUUUAUAAACCUAACUUUGACUCACCUUACAAAUAGUAACAUGAGUAAAUGGCUUAGUUACUGGUAUGAAAUAAAGGUAAGAUCAGAAUUACCCUUUUACGCUCAUCAGUUCUGCCUCUAGCUAAUAGGCAUAGGAAUUUGGGCAGAGACAGAGUAGAACCGGCAGGUGGCAUUACUUGCAAGUAAAUAGCUAGUAGUAGUUACACAGACAAUCAACUAAACUUUUUUUAAAUGGCAAACACAUUUGUCAGCAUAUCCAAUCAAAUUCUGCAGUUCGAAUGCAGGCUACAAUCACCUUGGGCUAUAUUCCUGACACUCAUUAGAACUAAAGAAGUGGCUUGGAUGAGCUUAAAAACAUUUUUAACAUUACAGGACAAAUUUCGUUUAUUGUAAGUAAAUGUGUAUAUGUACACAUGCAUGGGUUGACAUAUCUACUUAUGUUACAAUCUUUUAUUCAUGGGGCUAAUUCGAUAAACCAUUCAUUUUGCUUAGUAAUGUUGUGUCCACUUAGCUGUUCAGGCAAAUAAAAUACAAAAAUAUGAAUUCCCCUUGUGCAUGAUUGGAUGAAUAAAGUGAACACAACUUUACAGAUCUAAGUGAACAUUCUACUCCUUUAAAAAAACAACCUGAAAUAUGUAUGGCCAUUUCAUACACAGUUUAGUGAAAUGUUAAACAAAAAAGCUAGAAAAAUUAUAAAAUUUCUGCAAUAUUUAUUGAUUUAUGUUAUUAAAUUGUAAAUGCUUUUAGGAAAAUAAAAAAUGUUAUACUCUU
Molecule: messenger RNA, 5242 nt
Organism: Rana temporaria (common frog)
Lineage: Eukaryota; Metazoa; Chordata; Amphibia; Anura; Ranidae
Gene: GRIA3
Product: glutamate ionotropic receptor AMPA type subunit 3
Exons: 16
Coding region: 468-3131 (887 amino acids)
Biological process (GO): monoatomic ion transport; modulation of chemical synaptic transmission; synaptic transmission, glutamatergic
Cellular component (GO): AMPA glutamate receptor complex; plasma membrane; dendritic spine
Molecular function (GO): transmitter-gated monoatomic ion channel activity involved in regulation of postsynaptic membrane potential; AMPA glutamate receptor activity
Source: RefSeq, a predicted model, not a curated record